Chenopodium quinoa (quinoa) is the source of this 1185-nucleotide messenger RNA. RefSeq names its product 60S ribosomal protein L2, mitochondrial-like. Gene Ontology annotation, molecular function: RNA binding; transferase activity; structural constituent of ribosome. The transcript has 2 exons. The record is from RefSeq and is a predicted model, not a curated record. Lineage: Eukaryota; Viridiplantae; Streptophyta; Magnoliopsida; Caryophyllales; Amaranthaceae. Gene Ontology annotation, cellular component: large ribosomal subunit; ribosome. Bases 102 to 677 code for a protein of 191 amino acids. Gene Ontology annotation, biological process: cytoplasmic translation.
UUUGCCAUUUAUUACGAGUUACAACUAUAGACACUCCGUCCCACUUUCGCACCAAACCAAAACCACACUCGCACCUCUCUUGUCCUCCUCCGCCGCCGCAAAUGGCGUUCCUCCGAGCACGCACCACCCUUCUAACCACCUUCCGCCGCACCUUCUCUUCCUCCUCCUCAACCCCCAUCAACGAAACCAAACCCCCAAAAAUGGCCGACUAUCUCCUAACCAACGAUCUCGCCUCCCAAAUCGGCACUUCAAUGCCCAUCUCAAUGAUGCGAAUCGGAACCCUAAUCCACAACAUCGAGCUCCGACCCAGUGAAGGGGGCAAGCUCGUCCGCUCUGCCGGCACCGUCGCUAAAAUCCUCAAGGAACCCUCGUCCACCCGCCGCGUCCUGGUUCGCCUCCCUUCUGGGGUUAGCAAGCUUAUUGAUACUCGAUGUCGCGCUACAAUUGGGUCUGUUUCGAACCCUUCUCAUGGGGCCAAGAAGCUCAAGAAAGCUGGGAAUAGUCGGUGGCUUGGAAGAAGACCGGUGGUUCGUGGUGUUGCUAUGAACCCUAUUGAUCAUCCUCAUGGUGGUGGUGAAGGGAAGAGUAAAGGGCAUUUGUCUGUUUCUCCUUGGGGUAAGCCUACUAAAGGUGGGUAUAAGACUGCUUGUCCUAAGAAGAAGAAUCGCCUUAUUUAGGAUCCUUUGAUUUUGGUUAGGUCAUUCCAGCAGCUGCCAUGUAAGUCUAUUAGAACAUCUUCAACUUCUGGUAAUUUAGGAAGCGUUGGAAUUCCAAUAGAAGGCCUGAUAGACAUCCGUUGUGGCUUGUUCUGGAGUUGUGAAAUAUAACCAGUGUUAAGUGAGCUUUUCUGAUCAACAUACGUGACAGAUCUAAUGAUAAAAUACUUUUACAUGUUCUUGGUUCUAUUUUUUUGAAGAUAGCUAUGGUAACUAGUAAGUUUGGCUAUGCUUCUUUGAUGGAAUGACGGUAUAGUUUCUAUUCUGUGGCCGGUCCUUUUAAGGUUUCCUUGCCAUAUUGCUUGAUUGCUUCUUUCACGGUCCUGUUAUCCGUUAAUGCUUUCCUGUUUGGGAUUUUGCUUCAGGAGAAUAUCCUUAGGAUUAAUGAAUAAUUUGAUCCUGAAGUCCAUUUUUUGUAGGUAUUUCUUCGACCAUCUUUUGGAAAAAUUAAUUUGGUAUUACCUGCUAA